Molecule: messenger RNA, 309 nt
Organism: Pygocentrus nattereri (red-bellied piranha)
Lineage: Eukaryota; Metazoa; Chordata; Actinopteri; Characiformes; Serrasalmidae
Product: mediator of RNA polymerase II transcription subunit 9-like
Exons: 1
Coding region: 13-309 (98 amino acids)
Biological process (GO): regulation of transcription by RNA polymerase II
Cellular component (GO): mediator complex
Molecular function (GO): transcription coregulator activity
Source: RefSeq, a predicted model, not a curated record
CUGGAAGAAGCGAUGGCGGCGGUUCAAACUAAGCGAGACCUGGAGGAGGAUUAUUCGCUACUGCCGGUGGUUCACGACAUCAUUAAGUGCAUAGACAAAGACAGCGCUGAUGUGCACCAGGAGCUGGUCAAACUCAAGUCUAAGAUUCAGGAAGCCCGAGACCAGAUCAGCUCCAUGCCUGGGAUUGACGUGAGUCCAGCGGUGCAGCAGCAGCAGCUUCUGACGCUGCGAGAACAAGUGCGGACGAAGAAACAGCUGCUGAAGAAGUACAAGAGCCUCUGCAUGUUUGAAUUGCCCAAAGCUUCGUAA